GUGGGUUAGAUCGGUCGGACCACUAUUAUGGAUGAAGAGCAUAUUGUUGGUGAUCAAGACAGAGGCAGUAGAAAACGAAAUUGGGGUGCAGCAUCACGGCAGCGGCAGAAAGAAAUACGAGUACAAUAUCACCAUACUACAUAGGCUAUACAAUGAUAGCGUUGAAGAAAGCUAUAAACUAUCCACAGAAAGAUGGCGUGAGGAUGAGGAAUUGCAAUGGCUUCGUCCUAUUUUUCCAGAGCCCCUUGAAGAGCUACAAGAGAAUAGUGAUGAAGACAAUGAUGAAGAUAAUGCCCAAGAAGUAUGUAACUGCAUCGUGGAUGAUGGUGGAGUGAAAGUUUGA
This is a messenger RNA of Acanthoscelides obtectus, 343 nucleotides long. The record is from the annotation of a GenBank genome assembly. Lineage: Eukaryota; Metazoa; Arthropoda; Insecta; Coleoptera; Chrysomelidae.